Messenger RNA from Telopea speciosissima, 1605 nucleotides. Its product is annotated as non-specific phospholipase C4-like. Bases 31 to 1590 code for a protein of 519 amino acids. NCBI's taxonomy places the organism in Eukaryota, Viridiplantae, Streptophyta, Magnoliopsida, Proteales, Proteaceae. Gene Ontology annotation, molecular function: hydrolase activity, acting on ester bonds. The transcript is spliced from 3 exons. The record is from RefSeq and is a predicted model, not a curated record. Gene Ontology annotation, biological process: phospholipid catabolic process.
AUCCACUCGACUUCCAAAAUCCCACCAACAAUGGCGCCUCAACCCACCACCACCACCACUUACUCUUAUCCAAUCAAAACAGUUGUAGUUUUAGUUCAAGAGAACCGUUCUUUCGAUCACAUGCUGGGUUGGAUGAAAUCCCUCAACCCAGAAAUCAAUGGUGUCAUAGGGAACGAGUCCAACCCGUUAUCUACCACCGAUCCCAACUCGAAACGAAUCUACUUCGGCAACAAGUCUGAGUACGUUGACCCAGAUCCGGGUCACUCUUUCCAGGAAAUCUAUGAACAAGUGUUUGGCGUGGCAUGGUCGGAAUCAAAUUCCGGCCAAAAACUGACGCCGACUAUGGAGGGUUUUGCUAUGCAAGCUGAGGAGAAGGAAAAGGGUACGUCGGAGACGGUGAUGAAUGGGUUCAGACCGGACGCCGUUCCGGUUUACAAAGAGUUGGUUUCGGAGUUCGCAGUAUGUGACCGGUGGUUCGCAUCUAACCCGGCAUCGACUCAGCCGAACCGGUUGUUUGUGCACUCAGGGACUUCGCAUGGAUUAACCAGCAACAAUAACAAGAUUCUGAUCGAAGGGUUGCCGCAGAAGACAAUAUUUGAUUCGUUGGAUGAAGCUGGGUUCUCUUUUGGGAUAUAUUAUCAGUACCCACCUGCAACUCUGUUCUACAGGAAUCUUAGAAAGUUAAAGUACAUAGGAAAGUUCCAUCAAUUUGAUUUGGAAUUCAAGAAUCAUUGCAAGCAUGGAAAGUUGCCAAAUUAUGUUGUGGUGGAACAAAGAUACUUUGAUUUGAAAAUACUACCAGGGAAUGAUGAUCACCCAUCACAUGAUGUCUCAGAGGGUCAAAAGUUUGUUAAAGAAGUUUAUGAAGCACUGAGAUCAAGUCCCCAAUGGAAUGAAAUGUUGUUCAUAAUCACAUAUGAUGAGCAUGGUGGGUUCUAUGACCAUGUACCAACUCCAACUGGAGUCCCAAGUCCAGAUGGUAUAGUGGGUUCUGCUCCAUACAACUUUCAAUUUGAUCGCCUUGGUGUUAGAGUCCCAGCAAUCUUCAUUUCUCCUUGGAUUGAGAAAGGAACAGUGAUCCAUGGACCUUCUUCAGGUCCAUAUCCUACAUCAGAGUUUGAACAUUCCUCCAUUCCAGCUACAGUGAAGAAAAUCUUUAAUCUCAAGGAUUUCUUAACCAAACGUGAUGCAUGGGCUGGAACCUUUGAGACUGUUCUCACAUUGGAAACUCCAAGAACAGACUGCCCAGUAACAUUGCCAGAACCUGUGAAAAUGAGGGAGGCUGUUGCAAAAGAAGAUGCAAAGCUAAAUGAUUUUCAACAGAUAUUGGUGCAAUUGGCAGCUACAUUGAAUGGUGACCAUAGGAAGGACAUUUUUCCAGACAAGCUAAUAGAGAACAUGACAGUUGGAGGAGCUGUUGAGUAUUGUGGAGAUGCCAUGAAGAAAUUCUUAGAAGCAUGUGAGCAGGCCAAGAAGAAUGGAACAGAUGAGUCUGAGAUUGUUGUCUGUUCGACUCUAUCCACUACUCAACGUCAACCUUCUAAGACCAUUCUUCACAAGAUGUUUAGUUGUUUCAGUUGCAUCAACUGAUCAUGCUACAUUUGU